Messenger RNA from Clarias gariepinus (North African catfish), 4360 nucleotides. It is a transcript of the gene klf5a, whose product is annotated as Kruppel-like factor 5a. The transcript has 4 exons. Gene Ontology annotation, biological process: regulation of transcription by RNA polymerase II. NCBI's taxonomy places the organism in Eukaryota, Metazoa, Chordata, Actinopteri, Siluriformes, Clariidae. The coding region runs from base 530 to 1759 and encodes 409 amino acids. The record is from RefSeq and is a predicted model, not a curated record. Gene Ontology annotation, molecular function: DNA-binding transcription factor activity, RNA polymerase II-specific; RNA polymerase II cis-regulatory region sequence-specific DNA binding.
UGACUUUGCAAAAUAAAAACAAUAUUUAAAAUACAAAAUCUGUAGCUGUCUCCUGAAAAUGCUGUGGUAAAAACCCUGUUUUUUGUUUUUUUUUACUUUUUAUUUAAGAAAUAAUAAUAAAAAAACAGAUUUAAUUGAAGCAUUCAAGCGCUGUUAAGGUCGCCAUGUAUCACAAGUGAGUAGUUAUGUACUGUACUGUAGCUCCUCUUCAACGCACUAGUGUGUGUGUGUGUGUGUGUGUGAUGAUUCGGGAGGUGUGUGUAGCUGCCUGACUUUCCUAAUCUCCACCACGCCCCGCCCACACAGCAGCCUCAUAUCACCGCGGCCCUGAGACAGGAGGAGACACAAACCGGGACAUCCACUGUGAGCACGAGCGCGUACACAGACACACAUACGCACUCAGACGUAUACGCUCGGGCACGCUCAGGCGCACGCACAGUCGCGCGUGCACUCGGUCCAUGCGCCACGCGCUCGGCUCGCACGUCUGUCCAAAGGAAAAGCGCGCUCUCGGGGUCUCGCGGACGCCGUUAUGGCAGCCACGCUGUUAACGGGACAUGAGGACUUUCUCCCGCUGAUGAAAGGCUUUCAGGAUGAGUCCGGUCUGUUUACCGACACCGACCACCGGGGACUGGCCAACGAAUACGCACAGGCGAAGCUUGAGAUGGACAAAUACCUGAUACCUCAGCUGCAGGAUUCCCCGGCAGUCAAGAAGCAGUGCCAGGAUAGCUCCUCUGUGGAGUUUUUCUACGAGGAACAGGGCUCUCCUUACAGUAUCAACAUGAACGUGUACCUCCCUGACAUCGCCUACUUGCGUGGCGGCCUGUGCCGCCCUACACGGCCCUCCGUACCCUGUCAGGUAAAGAACAAACCGGUGAGCUCACCCUACUCUUCGGCCCCAGACUGUUCCAUCCCUCCGGCUCUCCCUGAUUUCACCACCAUUUUCAGCUCGCCCUCGGCGCCGUGCACAAACAUGGAUGCGGGCAACGCUUCAAACGGAGUCUUCAUCAAGGAGGAGAUACCCUCUUUUGAGCUUCCCCAGGACGGGCAUCUGUUCCAGCUGCUCAGCUCGGAUCUCGAUGUUCCCAUUCAGGCCGUUUCGGACUCUCAUGCCCACGCCAUGUCGUCAGAAGUGCCCUCCUUCCAUGACCUGCACUUAGCAGCCACACAGACUGUCAACAAGCCCUACUGCGCCAUGCCAACACAUGCGUACCCGCUCAACCCGUCGGGUCACUUCUCCCAGGGCCACACGCAGGUCAAAGCACCCUACCUUCCUCCCUCACCGCCCACCUCUGAGCCGGGCAGCCCGGACCGGCAGAAAGAGAUGCUGCAUAACUUGACGCCACCGCCAUCUUACGCCGCCACUAUUGCGUCCAAACUGGCGGGGCGUAUGCCUGCUAAUCAAGGUCCCGCACCCGCACGGGCGCCCGCCCCCACCACCACUGGGGCCAUGCCUGUCCGAUACAACCGCAGGACAAACCCUGACCUUGAGAAGAGGCGGAUACACCACUGUGACUUCCCAGGUUGCAAGAAGGUUUACACCAAGUCCUCGCAUCUGAAAGCUCAUCUGAGGACGCACACUGGCGAGAAGCCAUACAGGUGCACAUGGGAAGGGUGUGACUGGAGAUUCGCUCGUUCCGACGAGCUGACGCGCCACUUCCGCAAACACACGGGAGCCAAGCCGUUCUCGUGCGCCGUGUGCAGCCGCAGCUUCUCGCGCUCCGAUCACCUCGCGCUGCACAUGAAGAGGCACCAGAACUAAUCGCUAAGCACUCGCACCGACAUGCAUUUAUAUCGGAAAUUACUGUACACACACUUGCACCCUCACACACAUACCACUGACAAUCAAAAACAUUCAUGCUUCACACUUAUUCGCACACACACUGUAAAAUGUGCAUUUGAAGAGACGCUAGAACAACACACACGUGUACCAAGACGAGCCUUCCGUACGAGGGUGAGCGUUUGCCUCUCACGUGUUCGAACAAGCUCUGAGCUCCUGACGUUAUUGCUACAACAUGGCCACGUUUUUUUCUUCUUCUUUUUUUUUAAUCGUUCUCUCACACACACUCACUCACUCUUUCUCUCUCUGUCUAUCUCUCUCCUGUUUUUUCGUCACUUUUAUACGGUACUUAAACACACAUUGGAUGGGAAAGACUCCAACACAACUCACUGCUCUGGCUUGUUAAUGCUAGCGUUUGUACGGUUAGACUACACAGAACUUUAAAAAAAUAAAUAAAUUAGUUUGUUGGCGCUCGUUCGGUGAUAAUCGUCACCCUCAUGUUAAAAAAAAUCAUAUCCUGCCAGUUAAAAGGAAAUGUGGAUUUCACAUGCUAUCUGGGAAACUUUUGCAUACAUAAACAUUUACUGUAAUUAAACAGUAAUUUACUGUAAUAAUAAUAAUAAUAAUAAUAAUAGAUUCAUCCAGCCAUCCAUCUGUCUAGGAACCUCUGUAGGGACUGUGGAGGCCAGUGGUGAUUACCAUUAUAUUUAUUCCCACUUUUUGCGACCGUGGUAUGACCUCCAUUCACACACUACAAUUAGCCUAACUUUCAUGUCUUUGAGCUGUGGGAGAGAACCGGAGGAAACCCACCAAGCACGUGGAGAACAUGCAAACUCCAUGCACACAGACCUCGAGACGGGAAUCCGAACCCGGAACCUUGAGGUGCACGGCGACAGUGCUAACCACUACACCGCCGUGCUACCUAAUCGUAAUACUACUACUACUAAUAAUAAUAAUAAUAAAAUUCACAAAUAUGUGUCCAAAAAUAGACGUCAUUUACACACCACACCUAAAACAUUUAGAUUUCAGCAACAAGAGUUCAACAAAUAGAAUUUUUAUUCCAUUCUUUAAAGACGUAACAGCUUUUUAAUCGAUUCAUUCAUAAAGAUAAAAAUAAAAAUGUUGUGAUUUCCGCAGAAUAAAGAGCCCUGACGAUGUCGUCCUUUGGACCAAAACUACACGAUCUAACCGACUUCCCCUCCAAGUGCACUUGCGUUUACUAAAGCACUUAUUACCUUCAUUCCUAAAUUUUAAUGUGACAUUCGAUUUGAUGAUUUAUUUUAUUUUUAUUUUAUUAUUAUUUUGUUUUAGGGCACAUCUGGACACCAGAAAUUGUUCCAGAUGUUUAAAAGCUUUCCCCUAGAACUCCAGAAAUCCAGUAAAAAAAACAAUUUUAGUGGCCCUUACUUACUCGACGUUAAACAUCUUCAUCUAAUAAUUGUUUUGGUUUACCCAGAAUUCCACGGGUUGUCAUGAGUCAUGGUGCACAAAGCGAGUUUUUUUUUUUUUUUUUUUUUUUUAAUGUCUGGAACUGGAAAUUACCCGAAGAUUUCUCUUUGUCUUUAAAAACUGGAAGCCGCUUUGGUUUUGCACUUGACUCAAACUGGAAACAAGUUCGAUUGUCACUGGAUCAUGUACUGUUUUAAAACUGGACUCCAAUCACUCCAUUUUAGUCCGAGACGUACUCUCUGACUGCGAGCUGACGUAUUUAUAGCUUCUGAAAGAAAGGGAUAAUAAUGUACUGCUACUGAGCUGCAAUUAUGGCCUGAAUUAUUGAACGGCCGCGUAUAAAUGGAAUGAGAGGAAUAUUAAAGCGAUGCAGACAGCUGGAUGAUUUGUACAGACUUCCUCAACACACACACACUCAAACACACAUACACACACACACACAUACACUCGAGCAUGCCGGCCAUUUUGUUCUUACUGUCACUGGUGCGUUAGCUUGAAUGUAUCAGACCGCGCACACUGUUCUGUCCAAGUAACACCGCAGGAACACAUUUCAUCUCCAAGUGCCUUCUGGGGUUUUUGUUUCUCUUAACAGGUUUUUAGAACAAACAAAAAAAAAAAAUCCUAAAUAAAACAAAGCUACGAUGUUUACUCUUGGCAGCGAUUUGGUUACCCAUGACAGCAGCCUUUUUCUAUUUUGUUAAAAGAGAAAGGGCUAUCUGGUUCUUCCUGUAAAAAAAAAAAAUAAUUAAUUAACUUAUUUAUUUCAUAGGCUUCAUGAAGUGAAAUUUGACGAAUGGGACUUUAAUUUUGUUUUUGUGUAACUAAACUACCUUAUUGUAAAUAUUUUUCAUUUUAUUGUAUAUAUUAUUUGAUUAAUUUUUAUUUUGUUGCUCUAUUUUUUUUUUUUUUUUUUAUGAAAUUGUGGGGCACCAACAUAUUACUCUGCAUCUUUGCGGUGUGUCAAAUUGUUUUUUGUUUUUUUUCCGAUGUUGUUUUCAAUAUUUUUUUUUAUUUUGUACUUAUUUUAUAGAUUCUCAGACGAUAUUUCUAAAUUCGUUGUCUUAUAAAUGACAAAAGUUGUUUUUGCCAACUGAAUGAAACAAAACCUAAUAAAAAAAAUCACAGUGACAUUUU